Molecule: messenger RNA, 809 nt
Organism: Beta vulgaris subsp. vulgaris (sugar beet)
Lineage: Eukaryota; Viridiplantae; Streptophyta; Magnoliopsida; Caryophyllales; Amaranthaceae
Exons: 1
Coding region: 89-733 (214 amino acids)
Source: RefSeq, a predicted model, not a curated record
AGUGAUUAUAUAACUCACUCUUCCAUUAGUCCUGUACAUAAAAAAUAAAACUUCACUUGUUGCAACAAGAGAGAAAAAAAAGGAGCAAAUGUUGUUCAAGAAAACCAUGCAAAAAACCAAAAACUUCUUCCAAAAAACCCUGCAAAGCCUGAAAAACUUCUUCUUUGGAAGCUAUGAAAACUCACCUAGAACCCUUUUCUUAAACCCAUUAUCAUGCAGUAGCAUUAACCAAAGAAAUCAUCAUCUUGAUCAAAUCUACCCAGAAAUGAUCUCCAACUCUAACCAGUCACCAACAAUUCGAAACAAGGAUCAACACGAUCCCAAUCAUUCGAUGAAGCAAACCAAUAACAUUGAUGCAACUCACACCAUAGAAGUCAUCCCUUCAUAUGAAACAACAACUGAUGAGAUGAAGAAUGUAGUAGCUUCAAAAGAAGUUCAACAUUCAACUUCAACUCGAACUCGAACUCCAACUCCAACAUCAUUUAGGUAUGCUAAUGAUGGAGCUUACUUAUUAGCACAAAAAAUGAAAGAAUUAGACAUGAUGGAUAUGAAAGAUGUUGAUCAUAGUUUGGAUGUUGAAGAAGCUCUACAUUACUAUUCACGCCUUACUUGUCCUGAAUAUGUAGACAUUGUUAACAAGUUCUUCAUGGACAUGUAUGCAGAUUUCCACCUUCCACAACGUUCAAUCAGCAUAAAUUCUUCGAGCAGAAGACUUGGUCCUCUGGCACUUUAAUCAGAUUGAUAAAUACUCCAUAUAUAUCAUAUCUUCAUCUCAAGAUAUCAUUAUAUUCUUCUGAUAAUUUUAUUUC